Messenger RNA from Alligator mississippiensis (American alligator), 888 nucleotides. RefSeq names its product leucine rich repeat containing 26 (gene LRRC26). NCBI's taxonomy places the organism in Eukaryota, Metazoa, Chordata, Crocodylia, Alligatoridae. Gene Ontology annotation, molecular function: potassium channel activator activity; transmembrane transporter binding; voltage-gated potassium channel activity. The coding region runs from base 1 to 888 and encodes 295 amino acids. The record is from RefSeq and is a predicted model, not a curated record. The transcript has 2 exons. Gene Ontology annotation, cellular component: voltage-gated potassium channel complex.
AUGGCCAGCUUGAGUUGUCGGGGAGCCCUGCUGACCUCUCUCCUCCUCCUGUACCCACUCCUCUGUGCUGCCUGCCCAGCUGUUUGCAGCUGCUCCUCAGGGGAAGUGGACUGCCGUGACCGUGCCUUGCACUUUGUGCCCAGUGGCCUGCCCACCAAUGCCAGCGCAGUGCUACUGGGUUAUAACCGCAUCGCCAGGCUCAAGGCUCACACCUUCCUGCAGCAGGGGUCCUUGCUGUACCUCAGUCUGCAUGGCAAUGUGCUGGUGAGCAUCCACAGCCAGGCGCUUGCAGGGCUUUGGGCACUGCAGGAGCUGGACCUGAGCAACAACUUCCUCGUGGUGCUCACAGCAGAAACCUUCCUGCCACUGCCCAGCCUCACAACACUCAAUGUGGGCAGCAACCAGCUGGCCCAGCUGGCCCCAGAUGUGCCGCGCACCUUGCCCCAACUCCAGGCUCUGUUUCUGCACAACAAUGCUCUACGGUCCCUGGACACUGGCUUCUUUGAGAACCUGCCUGCUGUACGCUUGCUGACACUUGGGGGCAACCCCUGGGCAUGCAGCUGUUCCAUCUGGCCCCUCUUCCUCUGGCUCACCCACAACAGGGACAAGAUCCAAGAGGAGAAUCUGACCGUGUGCCGAUUCCCAGAGCUGCUCAACCAGUUUCCCAUUGCAGCCCUUGACAAUGCCUCCUUCAGCCACUGCCAGGAGAGCCCACUGCAUCCACACGACUAUGCUUUCUUCCUGCUCAUUGGCCCAGCCUCCUUCCUAGGCAGCAUCAUCAUCUGCAUCCUAACUGGCUGCCUGGUUGUGGCGUGCAACAAGCUGAGCAAAGACCCUUACCCUCGGCAAAGAGCCCCACGACCCAGGAUGACACUGCCCCAGCAGUAA